CCCCUUUCUUAUUCAUUUCACCUGUAUUCUGAGACGGACAAAAAGACGUCCUUGAUUCUAUUGUUAAGGGUUUGCGCGCCAAGUGACUGCCAAAAUCGUCGCAUGCGCAAGCGCGGGAAAACGGCAGCGUCAGUCGUAAUCGGUAUGGACGCGCGCGCAGACGUAACCACGCUGUCGUUUAUAGGUUAGAAUUGGCGCGAUUUCGUCCAUCCGCCAGGUGUACUCGUUAUAGUCUUUCCCCUUCUCGCAUACUAUUCUUUAUAUCCACCCUCUCGCUCCCUACCUGCGCGCAACAGCUGUUUUCUCGGGAGAUUAGUCAGAUGUUUCUCGCGAACCAGUCGUAGCUCACCUGACGCUUUAGUUGUGCUGAUAUGGCCGAGGGACGUACACCGAAGCAAAGGAGGUUCGAGAUGGCUGUACCAUUGAGGAAUGUUUCCAACACCCCAAGGAGAAGACGGGGAAGCUGUAAGUGUUUAUUCGGAGCACCAGACCGGGACGAAACCAAGCGUCUGGUGGCGGAACAGUACGCCAGAGAUAGGAAGCGGUUUAUAAGACGUUUCAACUUUGAUGUGGAAACGCAAUGUGCGUACAAAGCUGCCAAAUUGGAUUCGCCUGUCAAGUUCUACGAGGAGGAUAAGGAGAACGCUGAUAGUCCAGUCAGAAGUGGAGCAGGGGUGUUGACGUGUGUUGGGAACACGGGUCUGAGGUCACCAUCACGGCGUAGUCCUGGAAGUGCUGGAAAUAGCCCCCGCACGCCGCGCACCCCUCGAACGCCUAGAGCAUCUCGCACGCCCGUCACCCCGCGGACUCCGGCAUCCAGGAGGCAGCUGCAAAUGACAGAUUACUGGACACUAAGGAAACAUGCAGACGCUGCUACCGGCGAUAAAGAAAAUUAGCUAAUAUUUUUAAGUCCACACUUACUGUAGUUAGUUUAGUUUAUAGUUUUGUCAAACAUUUACUAAUUAAUUAAUAUUUUGUUACAUAUAUAAGAAAAUUCCAAUGGCGUAUACCGUCAAUGGAAGAUAUAGAUAUGUACAAUGAAUUGCUGUGGAAUUAUAUUAUUCUUAAUUAUUCCAUAGUAUUGCCAGAUAUUUAUAUAAUUUAUUCUUAAAAAUGUAGUGUGAUGUAACAUUAUGGUCUCUGGUUGCUAAAUAUGAUUUUGAAAAAAAAAUCAAUUUCGUUUACUCAAAUUUAGAAAAUUCUUUAAUAUUUCUUCUGUAUAAAUUGGUACUAAUGUUUUUUGUUUGUAAAUCUAUAUAUGUAUAUAGGUAAAUUAUUAUUUCUAGGCAAACUGAUUACACUUAUUAGGCACAAUUGUGUAAGAGGCUAAAAAUAAAAUUUUUAACUAUUUUGAUAUUAAAAAAUUGUCCAUAGUGCCUUCUUAUAGUUAGCGAAUAUUCCAAAGGAAUCGAUAUUUUCAAAUCACUUGUAAAUAAUAAUAAGACAUAUGUCAUUGGUGCUUAUUAAGGAAAACCUUUACAUAGAUGAUACUUAGAAAAAAAAAAUGCAAAAUUAUUUACAGUAACUUAAAGUAUAUUUAUACCCCCCUAUUUGUAAAUACACCUAAAUACUAACUAAUAUAUUUUGACUGUUUUGUCUUUUUCUUUCCCUCCACUUUUACAAUUUGAAAGAAAGUGACAAAACACUAUAAUAGUAAUAUUAUAAAGCUGAACAGU
Messenger RNA from Achroia grisella, 1676 nucleotides. RefSeq lists its product as uncharacterized. The coding region runs from base 372 to 896 and encodes 174 amino acids. The record is from RefSeq and is a predicted model, not a curated record. The transcript has 2 exons. Gene Ontology annotation, biological process: regulation of cell cycle. Gene Ontology annotation, cellular component: nucleus. Gene Ontology annotation, molecular function: cyclin-dependent protein serine/threonine kinase inhibitor activity. NCBI's taxonomy places the organism in Eukaryota, Metazoa, Arthropoda, Insecta, Lepidoptera, Pyralidae.